GAGGGAGGAGGAGGAGAAAAACGGAGAUUUAGAAAGUAGUGGAAAAGGAGGGACGGAGUGGGGGACUCCCUGACCGACCCAGCUCCCUGACCUGCCCAUUCUCCUUGCCCAUUCUCCUCGGCUCCUGUCAGCGCAGCUUAUAUGACCGAGAAAGCAGAAGUUGCUUAAAGUUUCGCUAACAGCUUUCAGUCUCAGCAUGGCCGGAGGCUCGGUGUCAGAGUGUAAGGAGUAUCUCUUCAAAGUGCUGGUCAUCGGGGAAUUAGGAGUGGGGAAGACCAGCAUCAUCAAACGCUAUGUCCACCAGCUUUUCUCCCAGCACUACAGGGCGACGAUCGGAGUCGACUUCGCUCUAAAAGUCAUCAACUGGGACAGCAAAACGCUGGUCCGUCUACAGCUCUGGGACAUAGCAGGGCAGGAGCGAUUCGGAAACAUGACGCGGGUGUACUACAAGGAAGCCGUCGGGGCAUUUGUUGUGUUUGACGUGACGAGGGGCGCCACGUUUGAAGCCGUGUCUAAAUGGAAACAUGAUCUGGACAGCAAAGUGAAGCUGGCUAAUGGCAACCCCAUCCCCGCAGUGCUCCUCGCCAAUAAAUGUGACCAGAAGAAAGACAACGCCAACAAUUCAACACUAAUGGACAAUUUCUGCAAAGAGACAGGCUUCCUGGGAUGGUUUGAGACAUCGGCUAAGGACAACAUCAACGUAGAUGAGGCGGCUCGUUUCUUGGUAGAGAACAUCCUGGCGAAUGAUAAAGGUUUGCCAUAUGAGGAGAGCAACGGAGACCGGAUCAAACUGGACCAGGAGACCGUAGCUGCUGAGAGCAAGUCAGGCUGCUGCUAACACUCAAUCCACUCACAUUAGCCAUCCACCUCCCUCUGGUGGGGUCCAGUGAGUUCACCCAGCCUGUGGCUCCAGCUCCCUGAUGCAACCUUGGAGACAAUUUUUUUUUUUUUUUUUGUCUCUUCAAAGCUUCAGGAACUUCUUACACUGAUGCCCAUUUGAGCAUCUAAGAUUCUCAUUACUCACUUUUAUUUUCGAUUUUGCCUCAAAGGUUUUCUACUGCAUUUACUUUGCAUUUGGGGGAUUUUUUUGGUGUUGUUCCUUUAAAAAUGCUUUCAGUAUGUACAGCUGAUUUUCAGACUGUUGCUCUGACAACCUCUUAAGUUGCUUUUUUUUUGACAACCUCUUAAGUCUUGGACUAAUAUCACAAAAGAAACAGGGUGGGGGGUGUGGUGCAUUCACUGCAGAAAGUUGAGGAGCAAUUUGUGACCUUGUGAUUGUCACUUUCAUGUAUUCUUAAUCAAUAUCAUUCCAUGUAUGUCUUAUUUUCUCACCUCACAUUUUUCUGUGAAACAAAAAGUACAAAAAAAUAAAAAUGCUGAAGCUUUUCUUCAGUGCCUAUAGAUGGACAUUGCAUUAUAUUGCACACAGAGUGAAUUUUGCCUGCUUUUUUCAUUAUUAGACUACUGUUAGCCAGUCGUUCUGUAAAAUUUGAAAAUUGCCAUUUUCCUUUUAUUGUAUUGCAUUUGUCCACUUAUCUCUAAUUAAGUAUUGUGCCAUAACAUUGUUAUUAUUUUAACAAUGGCUUGGGUAACAAUUUUUAUGCUUCACAUAGUACAAUCAAAAUUACACUGCAGUAUUUCACACAAAAAAAAGAAAAAAGAACAAAGCUAUAUUGAUGGUACUGUAUGACUACAGAAGCAAUUGCAGACCUUUGCUUAGCUAUGUUUCUGCUGGUGUGGCUGUGUAAAUUCCUGUGCUUUUAAAAUGUUUUGUGUCAAAUGUUGCAUAACUGACUGUGCAGCAAAACCAGACUCUGACAGAGGUCUCCAGGCUUUUGUAUAUGGCAAUCUGUUGAAGUGUUGAUUAAAUGUAAAUAUUGUCUUAAACAUGUUUACAGGUGAAAAUACUUUAAAUAUGCAAAACCAAAAUAGAAUAAACAUUUUAUCAGAU
Molecule: messenger RNA, 1951 nt
Organism: Xiphophorus hellerii (green swordtail)
Lineage: Eukaryota; Metazoa; Chordata; Actinopteri; Cyprinodontiformes; Poeciliidae
Gene: rab32a
Product: RAB32a, member RAS oncogene family
Exons: 3
Coding region: 197-838 (213 amino acids)
Biological process (GO): phagosome-lysosome fusion; endosome to lysosome transport
Cellular component (GO): lysosome; late endosome; phagocytic vesicle
Molecular function (GO): GTPase activity; GTP binding
Source: RefSeq, a predicted model, not a curated record